This is a messenger RNA of Plasmodium cynomolgi strain B, 817 nucleotides long. Its product is annotated as CYIR protein. NCBI's taxonomy places the organism in Eukaryota, Apicomplexa, Aconoidasida, Haemosporida, Plasmodiidae. The record is from RefSeq and is a predicted model, not a curated record. The coding region runs from base 272 to 817 and encodes 181 amino acids. The transcript is spliced from 3 exons.
GUAUGGAAUUAUAUUUUUUCUAUUUUCUGUGAAUAUUAUGUAUAAUUAUGAAGGUCAAUUUGUAUAAUCCUAGUAGGAUGCAAUAACAUCUUGAUCAAAAACAAAAAUAUGGAAAUCAUAUUAAAUUAGAAAACACGUAAUAUUUUUUAAAAAUUAAUAUAGAGUAAUGGAAAAUAUAUCAAUAGAUCAAGUUUUUUAAUGUUCGUUUGUGCAUAUAUAUCUAAUUAUGAGACUGAUUAUUCCAUAGAGUUAAUACGUGAAAUUUAACAAGAUGGCACUUUCACCAGAUAAUAAUUGGGUUGAAGUACUGCAAAAUUUUCCGUCAUAUAAAGAAUAUGAAAAAUUGGAUAAUGUAGAUUUUGCAAAUGAAAAAGGUAAUCUUUGCAAUGGUGCAGGAAGUAUAAAUGAUAUUCAGAAGCUUAAAAAUAGUUGUUAUUACUUUCAGCAUUGGUUCUUUGACAAUAUAGCGAAAAAAUAUUAUAAUGGAAAUCAUAUAUAUUAUAACCAUCGUGUUGCUCAGAAACUUUUUAAUAUAGUAUCAACGCUUACUUCAGUAUCAUCUAAAAUAAAUCAAUGCUAUUGUCAUUUUUCUGGUUCGCCUGAUGAUUGGAAAAAAGAGAAAUAUUUGCACGACUAUUUUGAAAAUCACAAAUAUAUUAGUUGCAGUAAUUCUAGUAAAGAUAGGUGCGAAGAAUAUAUCCAAUAUGUUACUUAUAUUAAUAGUUUAUUCCCAAGAAAAGAAGAUAAAUGUUGUGAUGAAGGAGUAUUAAUUGAAGAAGAAUUUUGUGAAUCUUAUUUCAAAUGCGAUGGUAUAUAA